UCUUUUUCCUUUGUUUUUUGUUCUUUGUUUACUUUGGCACUCCGAUAAACAAAAAGGGGGAGAGAUAUUUAUUUUGGUUUGUAGCCCAACUCUGGACCCUCUUUUUCAGGGGGAGUUGUGGUUUGUUAGUACUUGUGUUCUUAAUGUUUAAAGUUAGCAUGUUCUUUGUUUUUAUUGUGAUAUUCGAUUGUGUUACUCAGGGGGAGUAGUAUCUCUUGCUCUUGCUAACUUUGCAUUGCAGGUACUUUAUGGUAAAAAAUUAUUUUGUUCAUCUAAAGUGCCAAAGGGGGAGAUUGUAAAGUCCUUUUUUGGCAAGUUAGGUGACAAAAUAAUUUUUUCUUUUUAUGGUAAGAUUGCUAUGCAUUCAUUUUCGAAAUCUUACCUCUUUUAUUCGGUUAUUAGUUGCCAUUUUCCUUGUUUGGAAAGUUGCACUUUCUGCUGAACUUUCCUUUGUUGAAAACUACUCAAAAGAGAAGGAAUUCUCUUUUGGAAAGUUGUCUUUUUUAGGGAAACUUUGUUUAUUGCCUUUUCCUUAUUGAUUUCGAUUGUAUCUUGAUACAAUCAGAAUAUCUAAUCUGUUUUUGGCAAGAAUCAAGCAUUGAAAGAAGAUCGGUCCCGAUUUUAGUAAGUUUCCCGUUUCUGGGCAGAUCUGCUUCGUCAGCAACCGAAUCUGAUGUAGCAGAUCGUGUUUCUUUUGGAAAGUUUUUGUUCAGCUGCUAAUUCGAACUUGUGGUUGCCUCUUUGGUUUCUAUGAUCUAUAAAUAGAGCCUAGAGAGCAACCAUUCGAAUUUACCUCUUCCAUUAUUCAUUUUUUUACAUUUAUCUUUUGUGAGAAGAGAGUGUUUCUUUGUUUUGUGAGAGCCUAGUUGUUCACCUAGGUUCUAGUUGUUCUAUUUCUGUUCUUACUCUAUCCUAGAGGUUGUGAAGAACUACUUGACUGAACAAGAGAUUGGUCUUCGGGAGAAGACUUGAUAAAGCCUUACUUCGGGAGGAAGUAAGCACUUGGUCUUCGGGAGAAGACUUGCUAAAGCCUUACUUCGGGAGGAAGUAAGCACUCACACUUCAAAGACGAAGGGAGUUCGGGCUUGAAGGUGUUUCAAGAAGUCAGAUUCAUAAAGUGGAUUACAAAGGAUUGCGGCAAUACUUUAGAGGGAGUCUAAACUUGUUUAAGUCAAUUGUCUUUGUAAUUUUGAUACUUUAUUAAUUGAUUUCAUUCUCUGGGCGUGGCCCCGUGGACUAGGAGUGUUCGUGAGAACACUGAUACCACGUAUAAAUCUCUUGUGUCAAGUUAUUUAUUUUUCUGCAAAUAUUUUAUAUUCUGCCUGUUUAGUUUUGCUGUAGCAGAAUUACCUUCUGCUGCUGCAAACGCUUACCGUUUUUAUAUUUUCUUAUAUACAACUGACAUUUGUAAAAACACAGUUUUUCAGAAGGCUUCCUGCAAGUGCUCUUGGAUUGUGAUUUAACUAAUAUGGACCUGUUGGACCAUCCAUUCACUUGGGAAAAGAAUCAUGGUUGUGACAAUCGGUUGCACCAAUACUAAAUUGUGGAGGUUAAAUUUGAUUGUUAAACUGUGAUUGGUUACCCAUAUGAAGAUGUUUGGAUUGAUAUCUCUGUUGCUGCAGAGCACGAUUUACAAGCUUAGGACAUUUAUAUUUUCAAUGAUAUUUCGUUUGCAAAAGCUACACUCAUCAAUACCAAUCUUUGUGCGAGAUUUGUUCUCUUAUGGAGGAAACAGUGUAGUAGGAGAGACUGUCAAAAUAGAAGAAUUGGGUGUCGAGAGAAUGUCUUUCCCUAACUGAGACUUGAGACGAAUUUCUUCUGUUAUCAAUUCACUAACUAUUGAACCAAUCGAAGGAAGCGGAGAACGAUGCAAUAUAGAACCACAAUGUCCCUCAAAAUCACUACGAAGAGCCAUUAAAAACUGAACCAAUCAUUGUUUCUCUCUACGAACAAUAUAUGGUGCAAAAGCAUGUAGCUCUUCUAAUUCGAUGAGUGUUAAUUAAUCCCAGAGAUCUGUCAUUAUAGAAUAAAAUUCUUGAAUGCUCAUAUCGUUUUGUUCAAUAGUUGUAAUAUUAGUUUUCAUCUAACACUAUUUUGCAAGAUGGUCCUAAACUUCUUUUGCUAUCCUGUCCUUUGCUAAUUGGGUGUCAAUAGAUUUUUCAACAGAGCUAUUUUAAUACGAAUAAUUUUUUCCUAUCCACAUAUUUUUUCUUACUUAAAUUUUUUUUCAUAACAUAAUUUUAAUACCAAUAAUUUUUUCCAUCUAAUCUCACACUAAUCUCUUAAAGGAAAUUAUCUUUAUUGGUAGUCAUUACAAAAAUAAACAAAUUACAAAAAUCUCUAAUUACAAAAUUGAUGAAAAUUUAAAAUUGUAAUGCGAAUAUGAAACUCAAAAAAAUUAAUACCAAAAAUUAUUAUGCGAAUCAAGAAAAAAUUCGAAGAAAUCAAUACUAAAAAUUGGGCUGUGGAGCUGUACGGACAUUGUUUGAAGAACAAAUGUAUAAUAUAAAAUAAAAAAAUGAUGUAUAAUGAAUAAAAAUGUUUGAAGUAAAAUAAAAUAAGGAAAAUUUUAAUGAAGGAUUUUGAAAACUAGGGUGAACUUUUGAGAAGACUAAUUUGGUACGUCGUAUUACAUCAGUUUAUAUUAUACAGUAUAAUACAAUAUAAUACAAUACAAUUUAAUACAAACAAGAGCAUCUCUUAGUAUAAAAAUAGAAACACAUGUCACCAAAGCUAACUAGCUGUAUUUGACGUUUUACCAGCUAGAUCUGAGUCAGGACUCAGGAGCCCACAGUUUAGACUAGAUAGAGCACAACUUGUAUUGUAUAAACUAAAAAAGUUCAUGGAAUGAGAAAGAGGAAAUACAUAAAUGAAUAACAUAAAUGGAAAGAUAAAAAUAAUAAUACAAUAAAUAAUACAUAACUCCUACCUCCUUUUAACUUUGAUAGGCCAGGACCACCAGCCAUGGCCAACCAGAUUGACGGCUUCAACUUCGAGCAGAGGCACGGCAAAGCCAGGGUCAGAGUCGCCAGAGUAUGGAGGAACAUAGACGGACGCCAAUCCAUCGUCGAAUGGAACGUCAGCAUUAGCCUCCUCUCCAAUUGCUCCGCCUCCUAUGUUAACGACGACAACUCCGAUAUCGUCGCCACUGAUACCAUGAAGAACACCGUGUAUGCAAAAGCUAAGGAAUGUACAGAGCAACUCUCAGUGGAGAACUUUGCAAUUGAACUGGGUAAACACUUCACAUCAUAUUACCGGCAGGUACAUGCUGCCAUCGUUAAGAUAGUUGAAAAGCCUUGGGAGCGUAUCUCUGUAGAUGGUCAACCCCAUGAACAUGGUUUUAAGCUUGGGUCUGAGAGGCAUACAACAGAGGUAGUAGUGCAGAAGUCUGGCAUGCUAAAGUUGACAUCUGGAGUUGAAGGUUUGGCUGUACUUAAGACAACAAAGUCUGGUUUUGAGGGAUUCAUCAGGGAUAAAUACACAAUUCUUCCCGAAACACGAGAAAGGAUACUAGCAACAGAGGUAACUGGAACGUGGAGGUACUCAUAUGAAUCUGUCUCCAGCAUUCCUCAGAAUCUACUGUACUUUACUCAGAGAUACAUGGACGUGAAAAAAGUAUUGACUGACACUUUUUUUGGUCCUCCAAAAGAGGGAGUCUAUAGCCCAUCUGUUCAGAGCACUCUUUUUCAAAUGGCAAAGACUGUUCUUAACAGGAUUCCUGACGUAACGUCCGUGCAACUCAAAAUGCCGAAUCUUCAUUUCUUACCUGUUAACCUGUCGAACAAGAAUAACAGUAUAGUGAAGUUCGAAGACGAUGUUUACUUACCAACAGAUGAACCACAUGGAUCAAUUGAAGCCAGCCUAAGCCGAUACUGGUCCAAACUGUAGUGGCUUACCCUGGUAUGCUGGAGUGCACACUCGUUCAUCCUCACUUCUGGGAAAUGAAAUUUUCAUUUUCUUCAACACUGUCGAACCCAAAAUGUAAGUAUAGUUAAUAAAAGAGAUCACAAACUCAACUUGAAUAAACCUGGAUUACGUAUCUUGGUAAGUUUUAUAUGAACUUGUAACAUGUUUGAAUUGUAAUCUAGUGAGUGUUGGUAUGAACACAUGGAGAAUCUGUUUUUGAAGUGUUGUAAAAUAAAUAAUUUGUUUAAAGUAUUUACUAGUGCUGCAUAGAAACAAUUAUAAUGUAAUUUGUUGCAAAAAAAAUAUAUAUAUAAAUAAAUAAAUCUAAGCAGACUUAACAACGAGAGUAAAAUGUGGUCCAAAGAAGUUUAAAUAGGAUUACAGCAUAAUUGACUUGAACAAAUGAAAAUCUCAUUCUGAUUCAAUUUGCGCACAAGUAUGAAGAAAACAAUUCCUCUUAAACUCCACAAACAAGUUCUGCAAGAUACUUGUAAUCCUUGAUAAGACUUAUCUUCAAGUUUCUAAGACAUUCUUUCAAUGUCAUGAAGAAGAGUAAGAUGUAGAGCUGGGUAAAAUCAUCUUAUCUCAUGGACAAAUACUCCCCAGUCCCCACUAUCCCAAAACACACUAGAACAACUGAGUUACGCCUAAUUGUUCUUAAGAUUAUCAUGGCUCAUAGGCAAACAUUUUGUCCAGAAAUAAAAACUCCACCAUUGCUACAUUUUUACUUUCACGUUGACUCCAUUCUUUACGUUAAGCACAGAAUUUCAGCACAGUUGCAUGACUUCUCCUCAGAACUGGAUAAGCUGAGUAAGUACUAUGGGUGUAUGCAUCAUGGAAAUAUCUCUUAAAAAGUAGAUUACUAUGGGUGCAUGCAUGGAAAGAGUUUUUCAUGUGACAAUAACCGCGAUACAAUUAAGAAGAGUUUCUCAAGUUCUUCAAAAUUAACAGAACUAAUCAUCCUGAAAAGUAUUAGUUUGUUCAAUGUGCCAAAGUCAUAUUGCCACAUUGAACAAAAAGAGGAAGGUGAUGAAAUUUCAUAAAGAGAUUGUUAGUUUUGGAGGAGUUGCAAAGAAAAAAAAAACAUAAUAGAGCUCCUUUUCAUUAACGUAGCAGCACAGAAACGUGAGGGCUUCAACUGUUUAGUUUGGGCUUAAUGCCCAUUAUUGGUCCAAGCCCAACAAAAGAUGUAUAACUUUCUUUCUUUGUUUCUUCUUUUUCUUGCUGAAUGUAAAAGUAAGCUUAAUAAAUUAAUAAUAAUUAUGAAAUGAUCUCCGUCCCUCUGUUCCGCUACGCACUCUCUCGCCAUGGAUUCGCAAGAAAAUCUUCAACCCAUUAACAGACCAGAGCGAAAUCAAAAUCCCAAUUCAAAGACUUAUCUUUUGGUUUCAAUCCUUAUACUCUUCGUAGCAAUCUCCUUCACUUUUACCAAAACUGACUACUACAAAAUUCAACUCCUCAGACAUAAAUUCUCAUCACACUCCAAUAUUUUCCAAGCUUUUCUGGAGUUUCUUGCUCCAACUCAAAAGCCCAGAAAAACCCAAACUCCAAAACCCAUUUCUAAGCCUCCUUACUGUGUCCUAUGGAUGGCUCCUUUCCUUUCAGGUGGUGGGUACAGUUCAGAAAGUUGGUCAUAUAUCUUGGCCCUUCAUGAAAAUGUAAAAAGCCCACUUUUUAGAUUGGCCAUUGAGCAUCAUGGUGAUCUAGAAUCAUUGGAUUUUUGGGAGGGUUUACCAGUUUCUACCAAAAACUUGGCAGUUGAGCUUCACCAAACUGAAUGUACUAUGAGUGAAACUAUUGUGAUUUGUCAUAGUGAGCCUGGUGCUUGGUACCCUCCAUUGUUUGAAACUAUGCCGUGCCCACCAGGUGCUUACCAAAAUUUCAAGGCUGUGAUUGGUAGGACCAUGUUUGAGACUGACAGGGUGAACGCUGAACAUGUCAAUAGAUGUAACAAAAUGGAUUAUGUUUGGGUGCCUACGGAAUUUCAUGUAUCAACAUUUAUAGAAAGUGGGGUUGAUCCAUCUAAAGUUGUGAAGAUUGUUCAACCUAUUGAUGUGAAGUUCUUUGAUCCACUUGCGUAUAAGCCUUUAAAUCUAGAUUCUACAGGGCAUUUGGUUUUAGGAGCAAGAACCAAUAGUUUGAAUUCAAAGUUUGUUCUUUUGAGUGUCUUUAAGUGGGAGUAUAGGAAAGGAUGGGAUGUGUUGUUGAAGUCAUAUUUGGAGGAGUUUUCUGGCGCUGAUGGUGUUAGUUUGUAUCUUUUAACAAAUCCAUAUCACUCUGAUGGAGAUUUUGGGAAUAAGAUAGUGGACUUUGUUGAGAACUCUGAUAUAACAAAACCAGUUACUGGUUGGGCUCCUAUAUAUGUCAUAGACAACCACAUAGCUCAAACUGAUUUGCCUCGGCUCUACAAGGCAGCCGACGCCUUUGUUCUUCCAUCAAGAGGAGAAGGGUGGGGAAGACCCAUUGUGGAAGCCAUGGCAAUGUCCUUGCCAGUAAUAGCUACCAAUUGGUCCGGGCCAACUGAGUUUUUGACAGAAGAAAAUAGCUAUCCAUUGGCAUUUGAUAGAAUGAAUGAAGUAACUGAGGGACCUUUUAGAGGGCACCUUUGGGCAGAACCUUCUGUUAGUGAGCUUCGUGUUUUGAUUAGGCAUGUGAUGAACAACAUGGAUGAAGCCAAGGCAAGAGGCAAAAAAGCAAGGGAAGACAUGAUUAGAAGGUUCUCCCCAGAGAUUGUUGCCAAUAUCCUUGCUGAUGCUAUACAAAAUAUACUUGAGAAGUCCAAUGAUUAGCCCCAUUUUUUCUUUAUUAUUUUAUGUUUUCAUUUGUGAGACACUCCUCUAAAAGACCUACACAAAGUAAUGCCACCUUUUUAUGAAAUGCAUCUGUGAAUUUACCAAAGCUUUCUAUGAAAUGUGGGUUUAUUAAUCUGCA
Molecule: messenger RNA, 6837 nt
Organism: Cannabis sativa
Lineage: Eukaryota; Viridiplantae; Streptophyta; Magnoliopsida; Rosales; Cannabaceae
Product: uricase-2 isozyme 1
Exons: 8
Coding region: 2965-3888 (307 amino acids)
Biological process (GO): purine nucleobase catabolic process; urate catabolic process
Cellular component (GO): peroxisome
Molecular function (GO): urate oxidase activity
Source: RefSeq, a predicted model, not a curated record